AUGGAUGCGGGCAAUGCCUGUGGGCCUGCACUGGGGGGAGCCCCCCAGAGGCUUUUCCCCAGGGCCAGCAGAGGGUGGCACAGGGGGAGGCUGGCUCCCGGCACCCCACGGCGAAUAGCCCAGCCCAGCGCUGCGCUCUCCGGCUGCUCGCCGCCUGCCCCAGCUGCUCCAGCUGCCGCCACCCCGGCUCCAGGCCCGAAGGGCGCUGCUCAGCCCGGCUGCCACCGCCUCAUCCCCCGCCCCGCGCUGUGGUCACUCCAUGCUUUGUUCUCUCCGUGCCCUCGUCUUUUGGGUGCCAACAUCAGCCACCGGGGUUGUUUAGCCCAGAGAAGAGGUGGCCUGGGGCAGGUGGUAGCCAGACGCCGCGUCUCGCCGCCGCCUCCGCAGGUCCGUCCCGGCGCGGCGGCCGCUCCGGUGUGGGCGCGCCCGCUGCUGCUGAAGGUGCUGCUGUGGGCCGUGCUGCUGGCGCUGUUCGCGGAGCUGGAGCUCGGCCUGCCCUUCUUCAUCCUCUCCCUGCUCUACUGGAUGUACGCCGGCACCCGCGGCCCCGCCGAGCGGCGGCCCGGCCCCCCCCCCCCCUACUCCGUGUUCAACCCCGGCUGCGCCGCCAUCGCCGGGACGCUGACGGCCGAGCAGCUGGAGCGGGAGCUGCACUACCGGCCCGCGGCGGGCAGCUAGCGCCCGGCCCGGCCGGACUGCGCCGAGGAAGAGCCGCGGCCCGCGGAAACGAAAUGGGGUUUGUUCCUGUGCAAAAAGCCGCCCGAGCCUUGCUGCUGGCCCCCUGUCCCCCGUGGCGCGUCCCGAAUAAAGCCGUAGCAAAGCCUGCGCUCUGGUCUCGUUUCCUGGGGCCGGGCAGCUGUUUCGGCCGCUGGGGAGCGGCCCCGAGAGGCACGGCCUUGUCGCAGCUGCCAGCGUGUCAGCUGGAGGCCUUCAGCUCCCGGGCUUUGCCACAGGUGACAGAAAGGCGAGGCUGGCUUCUGACGAGACCUGCAGUAGAAGGGCCCGCUGCACCAGCUGGAAACCUCAUUCCGAAGAAACGACGUGAAGCAAUAGCCACAUACCUAAAAUAGGCUGCUGCUUUGGGUCUUCCAUCUAACGCAAACAUCAGAUUAUAAUUCCCUUUUUGCUUCAUAUUACAGUUUUCAUAAUUGUUAGCCAAAAAAUACUUACUCCUGGCAGGUGUAUUUGUAUGAUCCACUUCUGUUUUUAAUAUGUAGAUCAUUGCAUUGAGCCAGACCUGCUCAGCGAAGUGGUAGUCACCACUGCUCAAAACAUGUAAAAAACACAUGGGUGUGGCAUUCAAGAACAUGGUUUAGUGUUGAACAUGGUGGUGAAUGCUACACAGACAGCUGGACUUAAGAAUCUUAAAGGUCUUUUCCAACCAUAACAAUUUUAUGAUUCAUUAAGUCAUCACUUUGAAGAGCAGCUGCUGGAACUGAGGACAGAGUUGAGAAGAAAAGUCACAAACUGAUCUUUCACAUCCUGUUCCAUUAUGUGUUUUCUAAUUUAACAGUUAAAGACAUUGUUGAGGCUUGACUCAACACAAGUUUCAUCAUUGAUUGUAGAAACAAAAGAAAGUGGUACUUUGAAUUUAACUGGACUAGUAAGAGAGUAAUAGAUUAAACCAUAUGUAAUAUGUUAACACUGCUGAACAUCUCCCAGUAGCUCUCCACAGCACUCACAGUUUUUAUCUUAGGCUGUUGCAAAAAUUCUAAGUCCUGCUAUUUAAAGGCAGAAAAUUUUCUCAUUUGCACAAAUUCUGCCAUCCUCCAGUAAAAACCCCCCAGAGUUUCCAUUAUUCUUACUGAUUCCUUUUAACUCUAUAGCAUGCUGCAUUUUGGGUUUGAUUAACAUAGGCUCAGCAGAGUCAAAAGCCUCUUGCUAGUGGACACAUGGUUGCACAUAUUGUUUCCUUGGAAGAACCAUAGGCUGUGAAUCUUUCCAUUCUUAAAAAGCAUUCUAAUUACAGGGUAAGAAGGAGUUAGAUGAUACUCAAAACACCUGUAAGCAAUGGAAUUUUGUGAGUUGAAAAUUUAUUCACAACAAUAAAAAUAAACAUCAGCAUAGUGUUUAGGGGAAUUGAUAAUCUGACAUUUUGUACAGUUCAGUUCUGUGGGUAUUUUUUAAAACAAGGAAAUACAUGCAAAUAAAUAUUAAAUAUAAGGUAAGAUCCAUGAAAUUAUAAAAAUUCAUAGCAGCAAUGCUGGAAAUAAAGUUUUCACUUGCUAUAAACUCUAGCUGCAUUAUGUCCAGGUGGAUUUAUAGACUCUUGUAUUUAAUGCUUCAUGAAACAAGUUACCACAGUACGUGAGCAUGAAGCCAAAAGGCACAAGAAAUAAAAAUUGACACAGUUCAUCUCUUCCAGUGCUUUGUGUUGGUUUGCUUAUUUCAUGCUACUCAAAGAAAUGUACAUUACACAUUGUGAAAUAGAGAUGGCACGAAUAACAAAGGCUUAUAAAAGGUUUUACUGAAGUAGAUAAAGUAUGAUGGAGAAAUUGGCAUUGAGGCCUUGCAGAGUCUAAAUACACAAAUACUGUAAUUCUGCUUGGUGGUAAUUACUUUCACUGAGUUGUUUGACAGGGGAUUUAAAAAGGUUUGAACAAGUGAGAGCUUAAUUAGAGGGUGAAAAAGAUUUUCUCUGGAGCCUUCUGCUUGGUUAAGACCUCACUUUGUUACCUUACUUUUCUCUUAUAUUCUAAGAAAGCAGAAGUCACCAAGUGAACUGGAGUUACUCCUGUGGGCCCAAAGCCCUCAGUUCACAAAUGAGCAGGAGGGACAAGAAUGGUUUACUAAUUCAAAAGCAUGACAAGCAGGAAAUGCUCUUUAUUCCCCUGUUUGUCCUCUUUCAUUUGUCACACACACUUGUUUGUCCAGCACAGCAGUGAGUUAAAACACUUCUAUAACCUCCUGUUGUCAUAGCAAAACUAUCAUCUUGCCAACAGCUGUUUAAGCAGCAGAAUUUUUUUUUUCCCAGGUUUGCACACAACUAAGCA
Messenger RNA from Ficedula albicollis (Collared flycatcher), 2993 nucleotides. It is a transcript of the gene SAYSD1, whose product is annotated as SAYSVFN motif domain containing 1. The transcript is spliced from 3 exons. Lineage: Eukaryota; Metazoa; Chordata; Aves; Passeriformes; Muscicapidae. The record is from RefSeq and is a predicted model, not a curated record. Bases 1 to 678 code for a protein of 225 amino acids.